AUGGCCGCCAACAGGGUUUCCGUGCUCACUACUGCCGUGCUUCUGUGCCUCCUCGUGGCAGCGCCUUUCGCGAACGCCGCUGUGGCCUGCCCGAGAGUGACCAUGAUGAUACUCCCCUGCGUCAACUACGUCCGCGGCAAGGGCCCGCUCACGUUUUCCUGCUGCAACGGCGUGAGGACUCUCAACGAUCAGGCCCAGACGACCUCAGACCGCCGUGCCACCUGCAAUUGCCUGAAGAGCAACGCGGGGAAGAUCCCCGGGGUCAACCCGACCCUGACCUUGGGUCUCCCCAGCAGGUGCGGCGUCAGCGUCCCCUACCCCAUCAGCACCACAACUGACUGCUCCAAGUACGUCUCUCUCUCUCUCUGUCAGCUGACCUAUGAAACGCCGAUUCUUGUGGCAACGGUGGCUAACAUAUGAUUCCCACUUUCGUGGGUUUGGCCUUCUUCCUUCUGCAGGGUUAGAUGA
Messenger RNA from Spirodela intermedia, 468 nucleotides. The record is from the annotation of a GenBank genome assembly. NCBI's taxonomy places the organism in Eukaryota, Viridiplantae, Streptophyta, Magnoliopsida, Alismatales, Araceae.